UCAUUUAAUUAUUCAUUAUAAUUUUUAAAUUAUCAAAUGGAAUUUAUAGAAAGUAGAUGUUAUAAGUUUUAGGAUUAAUACAUAAUUCCUUAAUGCUAAUCACUAAGAAUACUCAUAAAUUUUCAAAUUUAGGUUCAUCAUUUGGAAACAAAAGAUGUCAUGCAAAACACACGGUUGCAUCCAAUUUUCCUAUUGGUACAGCAAGCUCAUCUUCUGCACGAGAUACCAAUUACCCACAAAUGUUUAGAACUCCGUUAUCUGCUGGAAAUCCCCAGAGAUCAGGCUAUAAAAGUUGGACACCACAAGUAGGAUAUUCAGCCGCAUCCUCUGCAGCGUCCGCACACGCCCCGUCCGUCAUCGUAGCCGUGGUGGAAGGAAGAGGGCUGGCCAGAGGCGAGAUCGGGAUGGCGAGCAUCGACUUAAAGAGCCCGCAGAUUAUCUUGUCGCAGUUCGCAGACAACACAACGUAUGCAAAGGUGAUUACUAAGCUCAAAGUUUUAUCACCUUUGGAAAUAAUAAUGUCAAACACUGCUUGUGUUGUGGGAAAUUCAACCAAGUUGUUUACGCUGGUCACAGAAAAUUUCAAGAACGUUAAUUUCACUACAGUCCAAAGGAAAUACUUCAAUGAAACAAAGGGCUUAGAGUACAUUGAGCAGUUAUGCAUCGCCGAGUUCAGCUCUGUCCUGAUGGAGGUUCAGUCCAGGUAUUACUGCCUCGCAGCUGCUGCAGCCUUGUUAAAAUAUGUUGAAUUCAUUCAAAAUUCAGUUUAUGCACCAAAAUCACUGAAGAUUUAUUUCCAAGGUAGUGAACAGACAGCCAUGAUAGAUUCAUCAUCAGCCCAGAACCUUGAAUUGCUUGUUAAUAACCAGGACUACAGGAACAAUCACACUCUCUUUGGUGUUCUAAAUUACACGAAGACGGCAGGAGGGAGCAGAAGGCUGCGCUCUAACAUCUUGGAGCCCCUGGUUGAUGUGGAGACCAUCAACAUGAGGCUGGACUGUGUCCAGGAGCUGCUUCAGGACGAGGAGCUCUUCUUUGGGCUCCAGUCAGUCAUCUCAAGAUUCCUGGAUACGGAGCAGCUGCUUUCUGUUUUAGUUCAAAUCCCAAAGCAAGACACGGUUAAUGCAGCUGAAUCAAAGAUAACAAAUUUGAUCUACUUGAAGCAUACUUUGGAACUUGUGGAUCCUUUAAAGGCCACCUUGAAGAACUGUAGCACACCCUUGCUAAGAGCUUACUAUGGCUCCUUGGAAGAUAACAGGUUUGGACUCAUACUGGACAAGAUCGGAGCAGUGAUAAACGAUGACGCUCGGUACACGAAAGGCUGCCUGAGCAUGCGCACUCAGAAGUGCUACGCAGUGCGCUCCAACAUCAGCGAGUUCCUAGACAUAGCUAGGAGGACGUACACAGAGAUAGUGGAUGACAUAGCCGGAAUGAUAUCACAGCUUGCAGAGAAGUACAACCUUCCACUCCGGACCAGCUUCAGCUCUGCUCGGGGCUUUUUCAUCCAGAUGACUACAGACUGUGCUGCGCUCUCCAGCGACCAGCUUCCCUCAGAGUUUAUUAAGAUUUCUAAAAUGAAAAACUCUUACAGCUUUACAUCAGCAGAUUUAAUUAAAAUGAAUGAAAGAUGCCAGGAGUCUUUGCGAGAAAUCUAUCACAUGACUUACAUGAUAGUGUGCAAGCUGCUUAGUGAGAUUUAUGAGUACAUUCAUUGCUUGUACAAGCUCUCUGACACUGUGUCCAUGCUGGAUAUGCUGCUGUCUUUUGCUCACGCCUGUACUCUUUCUGACUACGUCCGACCAGAGUUUACUGACACUUUAGCAAUCAAACAAGGAUGGCAUCCCAUUCUUGAAAAGAUAUCUGCAGAGAAACCUGUUGCAAACAAUACGUAUAUUACAGAAGGGAGUAAUGUUCUGAUCAUAACUGGACCGAAUAUGAGCGGAAAAUCCACGUAUUUAAAACAGAUUGCACUUUGUCAGAUCAUGGCCCAGAUUGGCUCUUACGUUCCAGCAGAAUACGCCUCCUUUAGGAUUGCUGAGCAGAUCUUUACGAGAAUCAGCACUGAUGAUGAUAUUGAAACAAAUUCAUCAACAUUUAUGAAAGAAAUGAAAGAGAUAGCGUAUAUUCUGCAUAAUGCUAAUGACAAGUCACUCAUAUUAAUUGAUGAGCUUGGCAGAGGCACUAAUACAGAAGAAGGCAUUGGAGUCUCUUACGCGGUCUGUGAGCAUCUGCUGAGCAUAAAGGCAUUCACACUCUUCACAACCCACUUCCUGGAGCUGUGUCACAUAGAUGCCCUGUAUCUGAAUGUAGAAAACAUGCAUUUUGAAGUUCAGCAUGUAAAGAAUACCUCAAGAAAUAAAGAUGCAAUUUUGUAUACGUACAAACUUUCCAGGGGACUCACAGAAGAAAAAAACUAUGGAUUAAAAGCUGCAGAGGCCUCCUCACUUCCACCAUCGAUUGUUUUGGAUGCCAGAGAGAUCACAACACAAAUUACAAGGCAAAUUUUGCAAAAUCAAAGGAGCUCCCCAGAGAUGGACAGGUGGAGAGUUGUGUACCAUCUUGCCAUGAGGCUUGUCCAGGUCGCUCGAAACUCCCAACUGGAACCAGACAGGCUGCGGACGUACCUGAGUAAUCUCAAGAAGAAGUACGAAGAGGACCAGACCAGGGCUGCGGACCUUCCCGAGGGGACUGAGGAAUAGCAGCUCACCGCUUACACAGUGCCAGCAGGAUGAUUCAUUUGGUAAAAGCACUUCUGCCAACCCAGACAACCUGAGUUCAGUUCCUGGAACCCAUAUGGUGAAGUGAGAGAAUCUGCCAACUCCACAUCCACACCGUGGUUUACAUGCAUGUGUGCAGACAUUGUUUUUAAUAUCUAGCACAGUGCAAGUGAUGUAGGAAUACACACUGAGGAAACAAGAAAGAUAUACACAACCGGGACUCUUCUGUGUAAGUGUCUGCUCAGACACGUGGCUUUCACACCACAUCAGCUUUCAAAGGUCACUGUUAUUUUGUAAAAGAGCAAACCAGCCAGUCAUUUAUUUCUUACUGGAAAGGGCUCUUCUCUUCAACACCACCUCAUUUUACAAUCCCAUCUCAGUGGGUGAUUGCUCCUGAAGUCAUAAUUCACAAAUCUGCCCUGUAGACUUUUUUCUUAAACAACCAAGUACCUGGAACUUGAGUGCACAUUGACCCGUUGGUUUAGUAGUUGCAAUCUUCAUAAGGGUUUGGCCAGCAGAAUUAUUCACAGACUGCUUAUGCUGUGCUGUCUGUUUGUGUGUAUGUGCUUGUGUCUGUAUGAGUGUGUGCCGCAUGUGUGUGGCUUCUGCAGAGGCCGGAAGAGGGCAUUGGAUCCCCUUGAGCUGGAGUUAGCAGGUGCCUGUGAACUCCCAUGUGGUGCUAGGAAUCUAACUCAGGUCCUCUGUAAUAUCAAGAAGCACUCUGAACAGCUGAGCCAUCUUCCCAGCGUUCCUCUAGUUUUUACUAUGUGGAUAUUUUACAGGAUUUAUUAGUUAUAUAUACUGACUUCAUUAAGCUUGGUUCAGUAUUGAAACUAAUAGCCAGAUAUAUUAAAGAAGUCAUAAUUCAAAUGAUAUGCAGAUGUUUUGAAGAAGUAAAUUACCACUAUUGUGUAUGCGUUAUGUACAGUAUCUUGUUUAAUUACUUGCAUAUUUCCUAUUUCUCUGUCUUUGAAAGAGAGUAUCAGUAUGUUUGAACUUUACCAUUAGUUGCAUUUUAAUUAAUAUUUGCAAUGUACACUUUCCUAAAAUCAGAUGAUCUGGGUUUGCAGUGGCCUUGUAAGGGAGCCCUGAAGAGGGAUGGAUGUUAGCAGAGAGGAGACAGUAGAGGCAGCAUGGGAAUGGGCGGUGAGGGGGGUAAUGGUCCAGCAGUGGGUGAAAUAGCAGACAUGCUCCAGGCUAUUUAACCUCAGUUAAACCCCCUAGACAGCUAAGAAUUUUUCAUCAUUUAAAGCUACAAAACUUUCAGCCAGCUAAUCAAUCCAUUUUAUUUUUAUGUAGAUAUUUAAAUAAAAAUUUUAUUUUUUCUUAAAAUUACUUUUUCAUAAGCUGUUUUGCAUGUGACAGAAACAUACCGCAAAGCACGUAAAAUGAAGACCAUUACAAUAUCACAGGUACAGCUAAUACCAGGAAACAGUUCCUUCUUGGUUUUAAGGCUUCUGUCUUUGCUGUUUUCUGUGGCUUCCUUCUAUGGUAUAGAUAAGUAUCCCACAGUCCAACCUGUCACUGUAACCGCCCACAAUGUCUUGACAAGCCGCUUGUGGCAAUUUGAAUGAGAAAUGUCCCCCAUAGGCUCAUGCACUGCACACGUGGUCCCUAGUUGGUGGCACUGUUGAGGUUGUGGAGCUUUGCUAGAGAAGUGUGACACAGCCUGGGCCUUACAUGUUAGAGCCUUGCCCUGCUUCAUUUUGCUGCUUGUAUGGGUUGAAUGUGAUCUGUCAGCAUCCUGUCUCUUUGACCAUGCCUUGCCUACCAUUGUGGACAUGUAGCCUCUCUAGAACUGUACGCCAAAAUAAACCCUUCCUUAAGUUAUU
Messenger RNA from Myodes glareolus (Bank vole), 4549 nucleotides. NCBI's taxonomy places the organism in Eukaryota, Metazoa, Chordata, Mammalia, Rodentia, Cricetidae. The record is from RefSeq and is a predicted model, not a curated record.